This is a messenger RNA of Lindgomyces ingoldianus, 1935 nucleotides long. RefSeq lists its product as uncharacterized. The coding region runs from base 1 to 1935 and encodes 644 amino acids. The record is from RefSeq and is a predicted model, not a curated record. NCBI's taxonomy places the organism in Eukaryota, Fungi, Ascomycota, Dothideomycetes, Pleosporales, Lindgomycetaceae. The transcript has 2 exons.
AUGCGGAUUCCUACAAAUAUUGUUGCCCUAUCUCUGCCUGCGCUUGGCGGUAGCAUCAGCAUCCCCCAACUCGAAUUUCCUUCGUUGGGCAAGAAGAGCGCAGCCAGCACAACGAUAGCACCCAUUCCUUCACCUGAACCAAUUGAGAUCUACCGGGUUCCCCCGCCGCCCGCAACCUCUAACACCUCAGAGAACGGCUGUACUACAACGCUUAAUCCUCAUGGAACAGGAUGUAUCAGCAUAACAACCUCAGGCAAUGUCAUGGGCAGUGGGAGUUUCCUGCCUGAUGGUGUCCAUGUUACCGCCUACGUGACUUUUGUUGGAGCUCCAGCAGCGCCAGACCCCGCCACCAUAUAUACUGGAACCCAGCUGAUCAUAUUGAAGACAGAUGGCAACCUUUUCCCCAACGGCGAUUCGUGGAAAUGCAUUACUUGUGGUGUCUCGGCGGCCAAUAGUGUCGGUUCCACAGCAUUGACUCCAUAUCCUCAGGCUUUCAAAGACGGUAGUCGGGUCAUGGUUGGCACAAACAUCGUCGACUGCGGCGCGCAUCAACUCGCCAGUGAGGAUUGCACACCGGAUGAAGUUCACAUCUACCCGAUCAGAUGGAGCAACACAGCAAAUGACUCUAACACUGGGGCGGGUGGCUCUAUUCGCGAACUCCGGCUAGCUCCAGACCAGGUUCAUAUUUCGUUCAACGCAUACAUCUACUCGGGCACCCAGCUGAAUGAGAUAGGCUUCACCCCCCGCUUGAAGUUCAACGCAACUGGCACUGACGGCACUAAUCCCCGCUAUGAGCUUACCAAUGUCAACUUGCUCUUCAACCCAAACAACAAGGGCAUCAUCGCCGCCAACGGCAAUCACGCUGUCAACACCUCUGGGAUUUCCAUGGGCGAGCUCCGCGGCUGGGCGAGCCAAGGCGAAGAGCUCACCUAUAUCGGUUACCCGGUCGAAUCGUGCAACAUUGACGCCUUCGCAAUCAGCCUGGACACUGGCGCUGUGCGUCGCCUUACCGAGCAUCCCGAGUACGUCGACCCCAUCGACUUUUCUCCCGACGGCAGAUGGCAGAUCAUCAUGGACACACGCGGCACGGGGCGCCAAAUGUUUCUCGCCGGCUUACGAACCAUACCUCCCAUCAUUGACAUGCUCGUUACCGGGGCCGUGUCCUCGGUGCGCAACAACGGCGCCCGCCGCUUCUUCCAGCCGUGGCUGCUGGACCAAUAUGGCGACAGAGGCCUCUACUUCGGCCAGCAGAUCAAUUCCGAGGGCGAUGGCUUGCCAGGCAGCGUCAACGAUCCGAACUGGAACUCCGGCGCCGAUCCGCGCUGGUCCCCCGAUGGCACCCGCAUCGUCUACUACCAGAUGCUUGCGAGCUCGCCCGCGUGCGGCGGAUCCAUUCCCCUCCCGUGCGAGACAUCAACUGAGCCCUACGGCCAAGGAAUCCGGAUCAUAGUGGCGAAUCUAACUAGCCGCACGCCUAUCGACCCUCCGAGCGUGCCGGGGAUCCCCGAUGUCAUCCCCUGGGCUAUUCAGUAUACGCCAGGUAUGACGAUUCCGUCGGUACAGUCGCUGGCCGCUGGCAGCUACGUUCUGCAGGGUAGAGCGUCCGGCUCCGCCGCCGUCACCAUCACCUACGACGCAUCCGGCUCGUACAUACAGACCAUCAACGUCACAUACUACGAUCUCUGCGACAACGGUGUUAACACGGUGAUGGGUUUCGAGAGCGUCUCGGUCACGCCGUACAAUGCCACCGCCAGCCUGUACAAUUGGUACUCAAAUAUCACAUCUACAGGCGCCCAUGGCUCCGGCACAAAGGUGACUACCCCCGGUGGCUUCCAUCUCACCAUUGAUUACAUGACGAAUUUGUUUUAUGCAGAGGGCAACUUAACAACAACGAUUGAUGGCGUGUCUUACUAUCAGCCACUAAACUUUGCAUAA